AUGUCUGGUGAUUUAGGUUUAAUCGGUUUAGCCGUCAUGGGUCAAAAUUUGAUCAUGAACAUGGCUGAUCACGGUUUCGAAGUCGUCGCCUACAACAGAACUACUAGUAAAGUCGACGAAUUUUUAGCCAACGGUGCUAAGGGUAAGUCAAUUGUUGGUGCCCAUUCUUUAGAAGAUCUUGUUUCUAAAUUAAAGAGACCAAGAAAGGUUAUGUUACUGGUUAAGGCUGGUAAUCCAGUUGACUACAUCAUCAACGAUUUAGUUCCAUUACUAGAAGAAGGUGAUAUCAUCAUUGAUGGUGGUAACUCUCAUUUCCCAGACUCCAACAGACGUUACGAAGAAUUAAAGAAGAAAGGUAUCCUAUUUGUCGGUUCCGGUGUCUCUGGUGGUGAGGAAGGUGCUAGAUACGGUCCAUCUUUAAUGCCGGGUGGUGAUGAAAGAGCUUGGCCAUUCAUCAAGGACAUUUUCCAAAGUGUCUCCGCUAAGUCUGACGGUGAACCAUGUUGUGACUGGGUUGGCCCAGCUGGUGCAGGUCACUACGUCAAAAUGGUCCACAACGGUAUUGAAUAUGGUGACAUGCAAUUGAUCUGUGAAGCUUACGAUAUUAUGAAGAGAAUUGGUGGUUUUACUGAUAAAGAAAUCGGUGAUGUUUUCACUACAUGGAACAAAGGUGUCCUAGACUCUUUCUUAAUUGAGAUCACUAGAGAUAUUUUAAAGUUCGAUGAUGUCGAUGGUAAGCCAUUGGUCGAGAAGAUCAUGGAUACCGCUGGCCAAAAGGGUACCGGUAAAUGGACUGCUAUGAAUGCUUUAGAUUUAGGUAUGCCAGUCACUUUAAUAGGUGAAGCUGUCUUUGGCCGUUGUUUAUCUGCUAUAAAGAGUGAAAGAGUUAGAGCUUCUGAAACUUUAGUUGGUCCAGAAAUUCCAAAGGAUGCCGUCAAGAACAGACAAGAAUUUAUUGACGAAUUAGAACAAGCUUUAUAUGCUUCCAAGAUUAUCUCUUACGCACAAGGUUUCAUGUUAAUUCGUGAAGCCGCCAAGACUUACGGUUGGAAAUUAAAUAACCCAGCUAUCGCUUUAAUGUGGAGAGGUGGCUGUAUUAUUAGAUCUGUUUUCUUAGGUGAAAUCACCAAGGCUUACAGAACCAACCCAGACUUAGAAAACUUAUUACUUGACAAGUUCUUCACUGAUGCUGUUACCAAAGCUCAAUUAGGCUGGAGAAAGACUGUUGCUUUAGCUACUACUUACGGUGUCCCAACUCCAACUUUCUCCACUGCUUUAGCUUUCUACGAUGGUUACAGAUCUGCUAGAUUACCAGCUAACUUAUUGCAGGCUCAAAGAGAUUACUUCGGUGCUCACACAUUCAGAGUCUUACCAGAAUUUGCUUCUGAAAACUUACCAGAAGGUAAGGAUAUCCACAUUAACUGGACCGGUCAUGGUGGUAACAUCUCCGCUUCCACUUACGAUGCUUAA
Messenger RNA from Kazachstania africana CBS 2517, 1470 nucleotides. It is a transcript of the gene GND1, whose product is annotated as phosphogluconate dehydrogenase (decarboxylating) GND1. Gene Ontology annotation, biological process: pentose-phosphate shunt; pentose-phosphate shunt, oxidative branch. Gene Ontology annotation, molecular function: NADP binding; phosphogluconate dehydrogenase (decarboxylating) activity. Lineage: Eukaryota; Fungi; Ascomycota; Saccharomycetes; Saccharomycetales; Saccharomycetaceae. The record is from RefSeq and is a predicted model, not a curated record. Bases 1 to 1470 code for a protein of 489 amino acids. Gene Ontology annotation, cellular component: cytosol. The transcript has a single exon.